Cottoperca gobio is the source of this 2316-nucleotide messenger RNA. It is a transcript of the gene rbm12ba, whose product is annotated as RNA binding motif protein 12Ba. Gene Ontology annotation, molecular function: RNA binding. The transcript has 2 exons. The record is from RefSeq and is a predicted model, not a curated record. Lineage: Eukaryota; Metazoa; Chordata; Actinopteri; Perciformes; Bovichtidae. The coding region runs from base 543 to 2186 and encodes 547 amino acids.
CCACAGUUUUUUAUUGUGCUUUUAACAACUGAGACUUGUAAAAUACAGCUCUCCAAAUGAGAGGCCAUAAAAAGUAUAACAAUUAGAAUCAUACAUUUAAAAAAAAGAAAGAAUACAAAUGCACUGUAUGCCCAGUCUUGGGUGGAUAAAAACAGUUAAGUAAAAUGAUGAACCCUACAUUUGUGUGGGCUAUUAAUGCAGUGCUGAUUAUGGCAAGGAUCAUUAUUAAAUGUUGUAUAGACUCUAUUUCCGCCAGAAACAGGAGUUACUUUAUAGAGAAGUAUUGCCCUGACUGCACUCCGGCCCAGUAGGUGGCGAUAAUGCGCCACAAAUACAUUUCAGAGCCAAUGAACGUAAAGAAAGGGGAAAAGCGCAUUCUUGAGUUGAGGGAGGCAGUGGCAUGGCUGUAUAAAUAGGCGACCUAAUGUCUCAGUAUGUGGUCACAGCUAACUUGAGACAGGGCAACAGCAACGCUCUCAAAAAAACAAAUAUUAUUUAUCCUUUGUUGCCAGCUUUGACCCCACCUGGCCUGGUGUGGAAAAAUGAUCACAAUCUUGCGCUUGCAAGGCCUUGAUGUGAAGGCAGGCACUGGAGACAUACGGACAUUCUUUAAACGCCUUUACAUUCCUGAUGGUGGGGUGUACAUUGUGGGAGGAAGUCUCAGAGAGGCUUUUAUUGCAGUGACAGUUGAAAAAGAUGCCCAGCUUGCUAUGCGGUACACUGGAAAGUUCCUCAAAGGGUCCAAGGUUACGCUACACAUAAGCAACAUGGCAGAGUUGGAGAAAAAACUAAAGUUAAUGUUAAGGAAGAAGAAACCCUCCCCCACACAGCUUACUGUGAACAAACCUCAGCCAUCUCCAAAUGCAAAUAUGCUGCCCUUGAACGCUAGUACCCUGGAUCCCAAAACUAAAACUUUGCCACAACAUCUUUAUCCAAAUACUUCAAAUCUACAACCUUCAAAUGCACACUCACUUGACUGCAAUACUGUCCUUCAAGGUCUCCAUUUAUCCCGUCAAAGUGAAAACAAUGCGGCAGUGCCAAGAGUUAAUGGUGAAGCGAGGACACCAAAGCAAACUCUGGACUCGGGGCCAGGCUACGUCAGGCUUUUUGGUCUGCCAGCCUCGGCUACAAAACAGGACAUAUGCCAGUUUUUCAAAGGGCUGAUAGUACAGGAAGUCAUAGUGGAUGUUGAGUUGGGACGAAGCCAUGCCUGCCUUGUGAAGUUUGCAAACACCCAGGACGUGCAUGAUGCUCUUCUCUUCAACCAACAGUCACUGGGCCCCAUCUGUGUUGAGGUACGUGCAGCGACUAAGAAGAUGUGGACCAGUGCGCUGCAAGAAUGUGAAACCGCUGUUGAUGUUGGAGAGAGAGUGAAAACCAAGCAAAGCCCUCUUCGGGAAACUGCAAACCACAAACAAAAAAACACUUCUGCACUGCAGCUCAAGAGGCAAUCUACCAACCGGGUGCCCUCUAAAUUACCAAAAAGGCCUGACUGUGACUCAACUACCUUAUCUCCAACUACAGACUAUACAGUCAUGGUCAACAAUCUACCCAAAGGGAUGACCAAGACUGAAAUAAAAGAAUUGUUUCGAUGUCCAAACAUUGCACACGGAAAUGUAUUGCAUCUUCUUGACAAGGAAUGCAACAGAACAGACACAGCUUUUCUUACUUUUACCUGCUUUGAGGAUUAUGUCUAUGCAAUGAAUCUCACUGGCUGCCACCUGGGCUCUGUGGCCAUUGAGGUCUCGUCAAUCACUAUAAAGACAAUGAGGGACAUGAUUGACAAAACCCAUCCUAGAAGUCUUGAGCAUUGUCCAAAGACAGACCCAAGGAAGAAACCAAAUCGAAAGAGGAAAUCAGAUGCAGUUGAGUCCCCAGAAGAAGCACCUAGCACGGACCCAGACCCAGCAGCUCAGACAUGCCUUUUUGUCAGAAACCUGCCUGCAGAUAUACAGGAAAGACAUGUACAGAUGCUUUUCUCUACAUACAAAGUAGGGAAGGAUAGUAUCAUCUUACUGCGAGACAGCGAUGGCGAUUGUAUUGGUGAGGCUGUGGUUCAGUUUAAAUCACAAAAACUCGCCAUACUGGCUCAAAGGCUCCAUGGUCAGAACUUCCUGGGAUCAAAAGUGCUUCUCACUCUCAUAAAUGUCAAACAGAUGGAGGACAUCUUGGCAAGAAAUGUUUGAAGAAGUUGGAACAUUAAUUUGCUCUUCUUAAUUCUUUUCCCCAUAAAGUUAUUUUUUCCACUGUAGUUCUGCUUGAUUGCAUUAACAUAGUAGUUUCCCACUUUAUUAAAUGUUCAAUAAUCUCAUCAUA